Messenger RNA from Penicillium digitatum Pd1, 2667 nucleotides. The record is from RefSeq and is a predicted model, not a curated record. NCBI's taxonomy places the organism in Eukaryota, Fungi, Ascomycota, Eurotiomycetes, Eurotiales, Aspergillaceae.
AUGAAAUCUUCAAUGCAUCGCCCCGGAGAUCUCUCCCUCCGUAGGCAGCUUGAGGAUUCAGCCCUCUUCGCCCUUCAAGUCGUCAGAUCCCCUCAGCUCUACCUGGACGCUUCUCGCAUAUAUUUCUUCUCCACCACUUUCAUUGCCCUAAUACUAUCCAAAUGCUUCCAUCUCUGCGUCCAUCUCACGUCGCUAGCAGUUCCAUCCCUCCUCCCAUGGGGCCCCACAUUCUUCCUGGUGGACAUUGUGCUUAUUCUGGUCGCGUGCUACUUGGCCCGUUCAUUUGAAUCGCGGAUUGGCCAAAAUGUAGCCGGCGUUGUGUCUCUUUUGUUCAGUCUGUAUAUCUCGUCGUUGACUGCCGCUAAUAUCUCCUUUUACGUCCAUACAGGGGCGGAGAUCUUAUGGCGCAAAUCGGAAGAUUCUCACAAGGACAAUGCCAAUCCCGCUACACAGACCAUUUUGUCUAUGUUGGCUGUCGCUAUUCUGGUUGAAACGUUGAUUAUGAUUGGCGCGUACUUUGCCACGCCGUGUCUGUUCCGAGUCACCGACAGUUUCCUGGAGAUUUGGGGUUCGCUUUUGCUCUACCCUGUCCGCCGAUUUGUUCGACGAAAAACACCGUCAGACCCAGAGAUCUAUCAGCAGGUUGAAAUUGAAGACUAUGAUGAGGGUCACAACGACAGUGACUCCAUAUCACAAUUGGAUAUACCUCAAAAUGAAUUUGUGCAAAAAAAAGAGCCAGUCGUUGCUGAAGCUAUCAUUCGCCCACGCGCUGCGGACUACAGUUAUCUCUCCAAGUCCCUGUCCCUCGCGCCAUUCGGUAGCCACAAAUAUUCACCCGCUCAUGAACGUCCCACAUCGGCGAAUGGAAGUGCUGUUCCAGAAAGUUCCCCAGAAAGCGCUCCGUCAGGCGUUCCGUCAAGUGCCUCAUCAAGUGCUGCCAAUGGAAAUUCCACCUCGCUACCGGCCGAUUUCAGCUGGCUGGAAGGUCACACCGCUUUGGACUCCUUUCCCACAUUUGAUUGGUUACCUUCGUACAAUUCGUCAGAUGGCUUCCCGGACUGGUCUCCCUUCCGUAUCAAUAAGCACGACAAGUCUGACUAUGUUUAUGAACACUAUAACCCGGUGAAAGAUCCUCUACACACGCCAAACCUCCAGAACGAAAUUUUGGAGCCCAUUCGCGAGCUACUCCACAGCGGAAGUGUGAAAAUUAAGCAUGUCAUUCUCAUAAAGCUAGAGAGCACUCGACAGGAUGUGUGGCCCUUCCGCUCAAAUUCUUACAUUAUGAAACACAUCAAUGACUCUUACCCGAGCGGUAUCCCCGAGGAGGUCCAGGAUAGGCUCUCCAAGCUCACCCCUACCGCCGAGCGUUUAACCGGAUUCGAGACUGGGUUCCGUAAGGACGGGGAUGAUCAUCCGAAGCCCUAUGGUGGCAUCAGUGCGAGGAACGCUUACACAUCCGGGACAUACACCCUGAAGAGUAUUACUGGCACAGUGUGCGGGGUGAAUCCUAUGGCUGUUGAGGCCAAUCUCGAGUACCUGCAUGAUAUUUACCAGCCUUGCUUGCCACACAUACUCGAGGCAUUAAACCAGCAGCCAAAUGUCAAUAAUCAGACAGAUGACUGGACUUCCUGGCCGUGGCAUUCUAUGUGGAUGCAGUCACACCCCGACGACUGGGAUAAGCACUAUAUGCUUCAUCCUGCUCUAGGAUAUCAAGAUAUCAUGGCAAGGAGAACAAUCGAUGCAGCUGGUAAAAAAUACAUCCCGGAAGAGACAGAAGAGGAAGAGGAACAUGGCCAUGAGGAUAAGUUGCUGAAAAAUUAUCUCCGAGAUGUCAUCAACGAUGCCAAGAAGAACAACACUCGCCUCUUCCUUAGCCAUCUAACACAUAAUACACACACUCCGUAUUACAAACCCGGUGAUUAUCGGGAGAUGAUGGGUGAUUUGUCGACUGAACAGUACCAGAGGUUAAAUCGAUACCUCAACACCAUUGCCUACCAGGACGAGUGGAUAGCCGAUAUCCUCAAGCUUCUUGAUGAUGCCGGUAUUGCCGAUGAGACCCUUCUUGUGAUGACUGGUGACCAUGGUCUAUCACUUCCAAAUGACGGUGGUAUAACUGCCUGGCACUCCCCUCACGUCGGAAAUUUCCACGUACCGCUAUUCUUCUCACAUCCCAAGCUGCCGCAGCUCGAAGUUAAAAAUGCUGUUCUUUCCACCCAAAUCCUUCCCACCAUCCUCGAUCUGCUCGUCGAAACCUCCUCUAUCGACGAGCAAUCGACUAAGAUCGUCAAGGAUCUGCUCCCUAUGUACGAGGGCCAGUCGAUGAUACGCGCACUCAUCCCCGAGCACGACGGCAAGCAAGAAUGGCACUUCUCGACGAUGAACCCUGGUGGAACGUGGUUCUGCAUGCGUGCGGCCGCACAGCCGUACCGCUUAGUCGUGCCUCUCAAACCCGACGCGAUGUGGCGAUUCACCGACAUCGUCGCCGAUCCAUUUGAGCUGAAUCCUCAGGAAGAUCUCCAACUCCUGUUCCUGAUCGACGUUGUGCGAAAGGUGCACGGACCCGAGGCCGUGAAAUGGCUCAGCGAAGCUGCCCAUGUCGCCAAGUGGUGGAUUGGGGAGAACUACCGCCGCUGGCAAUAUGAUCCCCAAAACCCGGGGAACAAUUGA